Messenger RNA from Trichoderma gamsii, 1272 nucleotides. RefSeq lists its product as hypothetical. Gene Ontology annotation, cellular component: pyruvate dehydrogenase complex. Gene Ontology annotation, biological process: pyruvate decarboxylation to acetyl-CoA. Gene Ontology annotation, molecular function: dihydrolipoyllysine-residue acetyltransferase activity. NCBI's taxonomy places the organism in Eukaryota, Fungi, Ascomycota, Sordariomycetes, Hypocreales, Hypocreaceae. The transcript has 2 exons. The record is from RefSeq and is a predicted model, not a curated record. The coding region runs from base 1 to 1272 and encodes 423 amino acids.
AUGGCUUCAUUCGCGGCGGCGUGCCGCAUCUCAGCCCGGCUCGCAGGCGGUCGGGCGACCUCUCGCGGUCUCACAACUUCUUCACGAUGCCUCGCCGCCCAAAACUUCACAAUGCCGGCUCUGUCUCCGACAAUGACGGAGGGAAAUAUUGCCACCUGGAAGGUCAAGGAGGGCGAUGCCUUCAGCGCCGGCGACGUCUUGCUCGAGAUCGAAACGGACAAGGCAACCAUGGACGUGGAAGCCCAGGAGGAUGGCAUCAUGAUGAAGGUCAUCUCUCAGGAUGGCAGCAAAGGAGUCCAGGUGGGCACGCGCAUUGCUGUUCUGGCCGAUGCCGGAGAUGAUAUCAGCGCCCUGGAGCUGCCCGCAGAUGAGCAGCCCAAAGCCAGCUCACAGCCCGCAGCGGCUCCAGCUUCGCAGCAGGAGGAGCCAAAGGCUGCUGCAAAACCCGCCAAAAAACCAGAGUCUUCUGCUAGCGGAACAUACGAGCACAGCUACCCGCUGCUUCCUUCAGUUGGCCUUCUCGUUCAUGAGCAUGGCCUCACCAAAGAGGACGUGAGCAAAAUCAAGGGCACAGGACCCAGCGGAAGACUGCUGAAAGGCGACGUCUUGGCCUACAUUGGUGCUAUUAACGCCGACCGACCCGCCACCUUGUCCUCGCAUUUCACCAAGCUGGCUCACCUGGAUUUGAGCAACAUCAAGGUAGCUGAAAAGAAAUCGGCUAAGGCCCCCGAGGCAUCAGAGGCCAAGGCUCCCAAAGCUGCGCCCAAGCCGGAAAAUGUCCUGGUGGAGCUCCCCAUCUCAUUGGAAAACGUAGUCCAGCUGCAGAGACGGCUCCAGGACUCCGCCGAUGUUUCCGUGUCAAUAAACACAUUCAUCUCCAAAGCUACUGCAUUCGCGAAUGGCCGUCUGCCUGUCGUGCCCCGCCAGCCAACCACGAAUGAGCUGUUUGACGAGGUUCUUGGUCUAAGCAGGACCAAGGCCAACAAAUACUCCCGGGGGUCAUAUGUUCCCACAAUCCCUGACUUCUCACUUGCGACCUCUCGGCGGACAUCCGCUAAGAAAUCUGACAUUAUUGACAUCUUGGCUGGCUCUGCCAGAAAGGCCAGCUCUCCGUCAGCUCAACGGCCCGCCCCUAGACCAGCUGCCAGGGUCAUUGCCGAAGACAUCCACACCUUCAGUCUACUUGUCCCCAAGGAAGAGAAAGCCAGGGCCGAGCUGUUUCUAGAGCGGUGCAAGCUCGCCCUGGAGGAAGUGCCCGAGACAUUGCUAUGA